Molecule: messenger RNA, 909 nt
Organism: Kwoniella shivajii
Lineage: Eukaryota; Fungi; Basidiomycota; Tremellomycetes; Tremellales; Cryptococcaceae
Exons: 8
Coding region: 1-909 (302 amino acids)
Source: RefSeq, a predicted model, not a curated record
AUGCAGCUCGCCUCUAUCUUUUUUCUGUCGCUCGCGUCUUUAGCACAAGCUGCACCUUAUUGCGCACCUAAUAACGUCACCACCACCACCACUACCGUCACCGUGACACAAUGGUAUACCCAACAGAACGCUAUCCCAAGCUCAAUUUCCAAGUCAGUUUCUAGCGCAUCCACUUUGAAAACUAGUUCUGUCAUUGCCACCCCAUCAAAAUCAGCUUCAAGCUCAAUUUCAAGAUCGAUUUCUAGCUCAAGCUCGGUCUUGAAACCGAUCUCAACUUCAGCUUCAUCACUGGCCUCUUCUACUGUGAAAUCAACCUCCGUGCUCUCGACUUCGGUGGCAAAAUCUACUGUUGCCGUAGUUACUUCUGCUUCUACUGUAAAAGCUCAGUCGAGCCAAGUUUCAUCGUCAUCGAAGAUCACCUCUGCUUCAUCUAGUCAACCCGCCAAGCCAUCUGCAUCAAGCAGUACACCCUCUGACCCCAACGCUCAGAAAUUGCUUCAGCUGCAUAACGCAUUCAGAGCUCAAUAUGGUGCUAAUCCAGUAACUUGGAAUCAGACACUCGCUGAUUACGCUACAAGUCACGCUACAGCCUGUAAAUUUGAACAUACUCAUGGACCUUAUGGAGAGAAUCUGGCCGCUGGUGCAGGAGGUGGUUAUGACGUUACAUCAGCUUUCAACGCUUGGGCAAACGAAGCUUCGGAAUACAAUCCUUCCAAUCCUCAAUACAGCCACUUCACUCAGGUCGUAUGGAAAGGUACCACCCAAAUUGGAUGUGCGAUGGUUCAGUGUGCAGAUGGGACUAUCUUCAGCGGUAUUGGUCAGAACUCCCUUUACGUCAUGUGCGAAUAUAACCCUCCUGGAAACGUUAUUGGUCAAUUCGCCCAAAACGUAGGCACGAAAUCAUCCUAG